Molecule: messenger RNA, 900 nt
Organism: Guillardia theta CCMP2712
Lineage: Eukaryota; Cryptophyceae; Pyrenomonadales; Geminigeraceae
Exons: 1
Coding region: 1-900 (299 amino acids)
Source: RefSeq, a predicted model, not a curated record
AUGCUCAUGUCUACCAUGAGCCUCUCCGACGUCUUGGUGUACCUCUCCCAGCAGAAGGACCAGCUUGCCUCCAGCCUUGACUCCUCCGUCAUGGUCCAAGGCACCUGCCUCAUCUGCAACCUGGACGGGCCAGGAGGAGGAGGAGGAGGAGCGGCGGCGGCAGGAGCAGCAGCAGCAGCAGCAACGAGGGAGGGGGAGGGAGAGGAUGACACGUGGCGUUUCUCAGCUGUCAUCUCCCUGGACGAAGAGGACGGAGAGGGGGAUCUCGAGAUUGUCGACGAGGAGGAGCUGAGAAGUCACGUUCCCCGCUGCUGGGUGCUGUGCUGGCGGCAGGAGGGCACGGAGGGUCGGGACGGGGCGCUGCCGGACCCUGCUGGGGUCUGGAGGAAGAGGGGGCAGGACCGGGUCCUGCGCCUGCUGGAGGGGUUGGUGAGGGAGGCAACGAGGGUGUGGAUAUGGGGGCGAUGCACCUGCCCGAAGGUGCAGCUGUUGGCAUGGGAGGUGGACGCGCUCCUGCGGAGGGUCCGCAGCUACCCUCUGACGAGGCUCGACGGGCGACUCCAGCAGCUUCUCCAGCUUGAGGCCCCCUGGUCCCAGCUGCUGGACGACCUGGCCACCCGCCACCGGAGCUGGUCACAUGUAUCUUCAUGCAGGAAGUGGCUGCUGCUGCUCCCUGCCCAUGAGGAGAGUCCGGGUACCGCCGUGAUCCUCACCAUCCGGACGUUCGGGGACAGGUCGGAGCUCCAGGCGCUGAUAUGCACUUGCGAGGAGGAGGAGGAGGAGGAGGGGAGACAAGGUGGGGGGAAGGGCGAGAUGGGAGGGAUGGAGGAGGCGAUGCGAGGAUGGAUGCGGGGGAUAGUGACCGACAUCUGCUACUGGCUGUGGGGCCUCUCGCUCUAA